Molecule: messenger RNA, 1889 nt
Organism: Nicotiana tabacum (common tobacco)
Lineage: Eukaryota; Viridiplantae; Streptophyta; Magnoliopsida; Solanales; Solanaceae
Source: RefSeq, a predicted model, not a curated record
GAAACUUUGUAUGAGAGAAGAUGGGCGUCAGCAGGUUUGCAUCGUUGGGCUCCAGGAAUUUGAAGUUUCAGAUGUGCAGGUUGUGAAAGAGUAUAUUGAGAGGGGAAGUGCUGCAAGAAGUACAGGUUCCACUGGUGCAAAUGAGGAAUCAUCAAGAUCACACGCGAUAUUACAACUUGUCAUCAAGAAACACAAUGAAGUAAAGGACUCUAGGCGAAAUAAUGAUGGAAAUGAAUCCAAGGGUGGGAAAGUCGUCGGAAAGAUUUCUUUUAUUGACCUUGCUGGUAGUGAGAGGGGAGCGGACACAACUGAUAAUGACAGACAGACAAGGAUUGAGGGAGCAGAAAUUAAUAAGAGCUUGUUGGCCCUUAAAGAGUGUAUUCGUGCUCUUGACAAUGAUCAGCUUCAUAUCCCGUUCCGUGGGAGCAAACUCACUGAAGUGCUUCGUGACUCCUUUGUUGGCAACUCAAAAACUGUUAUGAUUUCCUGCAUUUCUCCCAAUGCUGGAUCAUGUGAACAUACACUAAAUACCUUGAGAUAUGCUGACAGGGUUAAAAGUCUAUCCAAAGGCGGAAACACCAAAAAAGAUCAGAGUGCAAGCAUAAUACCUCCUAUAAUCAAGGAACCUCCUUUAGCGACUACAUUCGCUGCUUCUGUUGAGGCAGAAAAUGCUUAUGAGCAACCCCGUGAAUCUAGAGUAUCAGAAGCAAGUAGGAGAGUUAUGGAGAAAGAAAGCACAUCAUACAAUUCCACAAAUGAUUUCGAUAAACAAACCUCUAGAUUUUCUUCAAAUCAUACUUUUAAUGGUCAGGAGGAAGGUGGGUCAAAUUUUGGUGGUACAGAUGGGGACAGGUUUGAGGUUAAGAAUAGCUAUGGUGUUCCCGCUGGUCAAAGAAUGAUCUCGGCAUCAAAUUUGCAGAGUUCAACUGAUACAGAGGACAAGGUGCAGAAAGUGUCUCCACCUCGGAGGAAAGUUUAUCGUGAUGAGAAACCUGAAAAGCCAGGAAAAUGGUCAAGGAAAGAUGUAUUAAGCUCUGAUUCAUUCUCAACAAGUUAUAAACAGCAAAGCGCAAGUAUUCCCAAUAUAAAAAGUAAUGGGUCGGGACAAAAUGAACCUAGUUCACCCCCUUGUGAUGAGAAUAUCAAUGAAUUACUGCAGGAAGAAGAAGCCCUGAUGACUGCGCACAGGAAAGAAAUUGAAGAUACAAUGGAUAUUGUUCGUGAAGAAAUGAAACUGCUGGCAGAAGUAGAUCAGCCUGGAAGUCUAAUAGACAAUUAUGUAUCGCAGUUGAGCUAUGUGCUGUCACGAAAAGCAGCAAGCCUGGUUAGCCUUCAGGCUCGCCUUUCCAGAUUCCAGCAUCGAUUGAAAGAGCAGGAAAUACUGAGUAGAAAGAGGGUACCCCGCUAAGGCAAAAAUUUAGUUGCAUUUGAAGUGGUCUCCUUUUCUCCCUUGUAUAAUCUGUCCCUUCGAAAUAUUCAAGAAUAGCUUAAUCUCUUGCCGACACACAAACCAUCAGGUGAAGUUACAUUGUGCAGAUGUACAGAAAACAAAGCAGUGGUUGUUGUCCUAUGAACUUGAACUAAAGGAACUAUAGACUUACAUUCGUGCCGAUUAACAAGUUAAGAAGCAAUGUUGUGUUGUCGUGAUCAGAUUUGGACUUGCUGAAAUGUGGACAGAGAUCCACAUCUAUUACUGUGUUGUCGAAUUCCAUGUGCAAUGUCGUCAAAGUAUAGGUUUCUGGGAAGAUAGAUGUGUAUUUGUAACUGAACUUUUGCUAUAUGGUCUCUUGCAACAAUAUGAUUGAUUCAACGAUUUCACUCUGUAUUAAACAUUUAUGUUAUUUUAUUUUGCGCUAGCAUUCUCUUUAUUUGAGUGCACGUGAUUGGCA